Molecule: messenger RNA, 1710 nt
Organism: Gloeophyllum trabeum ATCC 11539
Lineage: Eukaryota; Fungi; Basidiomycota; Agaricomycetes; Gloeophyllales; Gloeophyllaceae
Exons: 8
Coding region: 102-1583 (493 amino acids)
Biological process (GO): ubiquitin-dependent protein catabolic process; mitotic cell cycle checkpoint signaling; protein ubiquitination
Cellular component (GO): nucleus
Molecular function (GO): metal ion binding; ubiquitin-protein transferase activity
Source: RefSeq, a predicted model, not a curated record
ACUGUACUUAACCGCCUUAACUUAACGGUUAUCUGGACUACUUGCAUAGCGAGCGUCGGCAUUGACUCGUCGGAGUCUCUGUACCCUCUACGUACGAGACCAUGGCCCACCAAGUGUCUGCAGGCUCUACCUCGUCUGGCUUGGAACAAAGUCUCGUCUGUGCCACCGUGAAACGCAGAGCUUCUCCGUCCUUCGAAGAUUGCGAAGAAGGCUCUAGCAGAAAGAGACUGAAGGAAGACAAGCAUCGUGGUGUAGAUGAAUGCAACGAACGCUGCGUCCGUAUGGACGCAGAGCAAAUCAUAGAUGAAAUGGAACAGGAGCUGCAGUGCGGAUGCUGCUCGGGUCUGGUAUACCGGCCUGUCAUCGUCAGUCCCUGCCAACAUUUCUUCUGUGGAAGCUGCUGUAUGUUGUGGAUUCGGAACGGCGGAACGAACUGCCCCGUUUGCCGUGGUAUUUCAGGUUCCGUUACCCCUUCGCGUGCUAUUCAGCGCAUGGUCGAUCUUCUCCUGAAAGCCGCGCCACACAAAGCCCGUCCCGAGCGAGAACGCCAGCAAGCAGAUGAAGUCUAUACCGCUGGAUCUAUGAGGAUUCCAUUGCCUAGAGAGCCUUCUCCGGAGCCCACGAUACAUCAGAAUACUGAUCUGGCGCGUCCCUGCCCUCACUGCGACCCUGCAAAUCCAUGGGGCUGGAGAUGUCCUCAGCCUAUCCCGGAUCCAGUUGCUGACUUGGACCAUGCGUGGCACCUGGAUGAUGGCGCCCCACCGGGUCAUGCAUACUGUGGCAAUUGCGAGAACCUCAUGGCCCUCAAUGCGCCCACCAGUACCAAAUGUGAUCUAUGCCAGGUUUCAUUUUGUGGCAUUGGCGUUCAAGGUCGCUGUGUUGCUGCACCGUUGCUCUCUCAGCACCCACAUGGAAUGUCUGAAAUUGGCGAUCUCAUCAUGUCGUCGGAGGUGUAUGAAUGCUUCGACAGUAAUACGGUCGAAGUCGACAUCAUGAUAGACUACCUCACUGCACACAGACUGACCCCUCGUCAUAUUUAUCGAGAGAUUGUCGGACAUCUGCAGGGACAGCCGAGAGGCUUCGCCCCCCUGAUAGAAUUGGAACUUUUCUCCGACGUACACGGCGUGGUUGCAGGUACUGACCCUGAUCCCACUGCUCCUCGGAGUCGCAUAUGUAGACUAUGCGCCACGGAGGUACUUCUCUGGGGUUUGCGCGACUGGUGGAUUAGAGAAAGGCAAAAGGGGCUAUUAGACGAGAGUAUAGUCAAGAGGAUGGACUGCCCUGAUGGCAGUGGUUGCCAGAAACAGAAGGAUCUUGCGCAUGCUAGGGAAUUCAAUCACGUUAUGGCGAGUCCUGGUAUUGUCCAGGAUCUGCAAUCCGGAGGACAACGGGACGUGCAGGUGUCAAUACAAUCGUCAACGUACAGCGCGGACCCCUCCUCAUGCCUCAGCGCUGUUAAUCGAGGGUUCACGACGUCUCACACCGAUGAUGAAGCGCGAGUUGCUAGGGAAGCAGUGGCUAACAACGUUGCUCAGUCGGACAGCAACACUGCAUGGUCAGCAGAUGUUAUAAUCUCUCAGUAACUAUGAUUCCUGUCUCUACUGUUCCUCGUCCUAAGCAUUUCAUUCCCUUGUAAUUUUGACGUACCAUGUAUUCUAUCGUUUCUCACGCAAUAGGAUUCCUUCAGAAUAAAUGUUCGCCUUCCCCCAG